UCCUCGUGCUGCUUCACGCAUAUUUAUAAUAAUAUUGUAUAAUAAUAUCGACAUUGUGCUUAAAUUAUACUUCCUCCUAUGUUCUCUCUCUGGUUCUUCCUUCCCCGAUGAAUCCAGCCCGUUUUCUCGUCCUCCACACCACCACUUGAAAAAGAUCUCCAUCUGAGGAGGAGGAAGAAAAAAACAACAGUACGUAGAAAGACAGUACGCACAGCGUGAGAGAGAUGAAGAUACUGUGUGAUUUUUGCGGCAAAGGGGAGGCUUUGGUGUUCUGCUGUGCGGACGAGGCCGCCCUCUGCGACGCCUGCGACCGUCGUGUCCACUGCGCGAACAAGCUCGCCGGCAGGCACCGCCGCUUCUCCCUCGAUCCCCCUUCCGCCCACUCCCACCCGCUCUGCGACAUCUGUCGGGAGAAGAGAUCGCUUUUGUUCUGCCGGGAAGACCGAGCGAUCCUUUGUGACCACUGCGAUGCUUCCAUACACAGCGCCAAUCACCUCACCAUGAAGCAUAGCAGGUUCCUUCUCACCGGCAUCCGCCUCUCCGCCUCUCCUAUCUCCUUCCCGGAGGCAGAGAUUACGGGUAGCAGCGCCAGUAGUAUCUCAGAGUACCUCAUCAAUAUGUGCCCAGGCUGGCACGUCGAGGACCUGCUGGUGGAAGACGGAACAACCGCUGCCGCCAUGGAUGGUUUCUCCAAUGUGGAUGAGUUGCUGCCGUUGCUGGAGGAGGGUGUGGGCGGCGGCGGGCUGGAAUCCAUCCGCGCGCCCCAUGUACCCCAGUUCCCUUCCACACUUCCUCCGGCCGGCGGCACCCGUCACCCGCACUCCCUCGGAGGCAAGGAAGUAGCAAUCAACCUCGAGCGGUGGAGCAACGACGCCUUCAUGGUGCCACAGAUCUCCCCUGCUCCAACUCCCGGCAAGAGAUCAAGACACUCUGUUCAGCACUACUAACUUGGCCUUGCUUGGAUUGGUACUCUGUUCGCAGGUCCCCUCUUUUACGAAGCAAGAGUUUGUGUUUGUGCUGCUUCAAACUCCUGAUACGUCUUUCUUACUAGUUGGUUAGUUUCUCUCUGAGCUAGCACUGGCACAGCAAGAAAGAACGCAAUCGUUGAGAUCUCCAUGUGGUUCUUCUGUUGGUUUUUGGUUGGCAUAGUGCCUCCAGGUUCUGGAUAUGGCGCUUCUUAUUUAGUUGUUGUUUGGGCAAAUUCUAAACAAAAAUCCUUAUUUUCA
Messenger RNA from Musa acuminata subsp. malaccensis (wild Malaysian banana), 1226 nucleotides. Its product is annotated as B-box zinc finger protein 20. Gene Ontology annotation, biological process: regulation of DNA-templated transcription; photomorphogenesis. Gene Ontology annotation, cellular component: nucleus. Gene Ontology annotation, molecular function: zinc ion binding. The record is from RefSeq and is a predicted model, not a curated record. Lineage: Eukaryota; Viridiplantae; Streptophyta; Magnoliopsida; Zingiberales; Musaceae.